Messenger RNA from Tribolium castaneum (red flour beetle), 1959 nucleotides. RefSeq names its product glucose dehydrogenase [FAD, quinone]. Gene Ontology annotation, molecular function: flavin adenine dinucleotide binding; oxidoreductase activity, acting on CH-OH group of donors. The transcript is spliced from 3 exons. Bases 98 to 1945 code for a protein of 615 amino acids. Lineage: Eukaryota; Metazoa; Arthropoda; Insecta; Coleoptera; Tenebrionidae. The record is from RefSeq and is a predicted model, not a curated record.
GCACUGAUAAGAACGCGUUCAAUCAUCAGCAUAUUUAAAAGCAUAAACUUUAGCGCUACUGUAUAUAAACAAAAAGUGCGCUCGCUUGCUGUUGAAAAUGUCUUGUUGCGCCAACGAGCCCUACAUCGGCCCACCCCUAGACCGGACCUGUUUCGGGGGCUCCUACAUCGUCUUCAUGCACCUCCUCAACACCCUCAUCACCCAACAGUGCGACGUAUCCGAAAUCUGCCAACGAAUCAACCCACAACUCCAACCUGACUCCGAAUACGACUUCGUGGUGAUCGGAGGUGGAGCUGGGGGUUCUGUGGUGGCGGGACGUUUAUCAGAAAACCCCAACUGGAAAAUUCUCCUCAUCGAAGCCGGCGGCGAUGAACCUCCAGGUUCACAAGUCCCCUCCAUGAUGAAUAACUACCUGGGGGAUUCACAAAUGGAUUGGAGAUAUCGGACGGAGCCCCAGGAAAUGGCCUGUCUUGGGAGGCCUGGGCGGAGGUGCGAUUGGCCCAGAGGGAGGGUUUUGGGGGGCAGUGGCGUCAUACAUGGGAUGAUGUACAUGCGGGGGCUUCCAAGUGACUACAACGAGUGGGAAGCGAGAGGGAAUGAGGGUUGGGGUUACAAGGACGUGGAGGAGUACUUCAAGAAGUCGGAAGGGAACCGGGAUAUUGGUGAUGGGGUUGAAGGGAGGUAUCAUAGCUCUGAUGGUCCCAUGUUGGUCCAGAGGUUUCCCGAUCAGCCCCAAAUUGCUGAAGAUGUUUUGAGGGCUGGGGCGGAGUUGGGGUAUCCAGUGGUUGGGGAUUUGAACGGGGAGCAGCAUUGGGGGUUUACCAUUGCACAAGCAAAUAUUAAGAAUGGAUCGAGAUUAAGCAGUGCCAGAGCUUUCCUGCGUCCAGCUCGCAAUCGUCCAAACUUACACGUGAUGAUCAAUUCAACAGCCACCAAAAUCCUGAUCAAUAGUAACGACACAGCAAAAACAAUCUCAGCAGUAGAAUUUACGUACAAUAACCAGUCUUUUACCGUAAAAGUGAGACGCGAAGCUAUCGUAUCAGCUGGUGCAAUCAACACACCUCACCUCCUUUUACUAUCUGGAAUAGGCCCUAGAGAAGAACUAGACAAAGUGGGGAUCGAACAGGUCCAUAAUUUGCCAGGUGUUGGCCAAAACCUCAAAAACCACGUAUCGUUUGCGGUAAAUUUCCAAUUGACAAAAAUCGAAAAUUAUAACGACUUGAACUGGAACACUGUGAGGGAGUAUUUGACGGAGAGAAGAGGCCCCAUGUCUUCGACCGGAGUCACACAAGUCGCUGCCAGAAUUAGCUCGAAAUAUGCCAAUCCUGAUGGCAAAAAUCCCGACUUGCAAUUCUUCUUUUCGGGCUUUUUGGCGCAUUGUUCGCUGUCGGGAGGAGUCAAGGAACCAGAAGACCCCACAAAUCCCACAGCUGCGAAAAGUUUUACCAUAAGACCGACUUUUCUAAGGCCAAGAAGUCGCGGUUUUAUCGGACUGAAUUCCAGAGAUCCAAAGGAGCCACCUCUCAUGCAACCAAAUUACUUGACUGAUGAGGAAGACGUCAAACGAAUGGUUGCAGGAAUUCGGAUUGCUCAAAAUUUGGCAAACACUACAAUCCUUACUACAAAGUAUGGUAUACAAAUGGUGAACACUGAUUAUGGAGACUGUUCUAGAAACUACACUUUCGACUCGGAUGAAUUCUGGGCAUGUGCUUUGAGGUAUGAUACGGGUCCAGAAAAUCACCAGUCUUGUUCCUGCAAAAUGGGUCCGGCUUCGGACCCAUCGGCGGUAGUGGAUCCGAAAUUGCAAGUUCAUGGUAUUGAAGGUCUCAGGAUUAUGGAUGCGUCAGUGAUGCCUACAGUUCUCUCGGGAAAUACGCAUGCAACCGUUGUGAUGAUUGCUGAGAAAGGUUCUGAUUAUAUCAAGCAGAAAUGGAGUGAUAAAUAAAAUUUUAAAUCAAA